Molecule: messenger RNA, 1161 nt
Organism: Merops nubicus (carmine bee-eater)
Lineage: Eukaryota; Metazoa; Chordata; Aves; Coraciiformes; Meropidae
Gene: UBAC1
Product: UBA domain containing 1
Exons: 9
Molecular function (GO): protein binding
Source: RefSeq, a predicted model, not a curated record
UGUGUCCCUGGGAGCUUGGAGGACCCAAAAACAGUGACACAUCACAAGCUGAUCCACGCCACCUCCGAGAAGGUGCUGACAGACACUAAAACAGUGUUGGAGGAGAACAUUCAGGAUAGAGAUGUCUUGCUUUUGAUAAAGAAGCGUGCGCCACCUCCGCUCCCCAAAAUGUCAGACGUGUCUGCAGAGGAGAAAAGGAAACAAGAGCAGAAAGCUCCAGAUAAAGAGGCCAUCCUCAAAGCAACUGCAAACCUGCCCCCUCGCAACGCGGAUCGCAGCGUGGCCCAUCACAACAUGAGGGAUUUCCAGACAGAGCUCCGGAAGAUCUUGGUGUCUCUCAUAGAAGUUGCACAGAAAUUAUUAGCACUGAACCCAGAUGCAGUUGAACUAUUUAAGAAAGCAAAUGCCAUGCUGGAUGAGGAUGAGGAGGACAGAGUGGAUGAGAUCGCCCUGCGGCAGCUCACAGAAAUGGGCUUUCCAGAAAGCAGAGCUGUCAAAGCCCUUCGGUUAAACCACAUGUCCGUGACGCAGGCCAUGGAGUGGCUGAUAGAACACGCAGAUGACCCUGCUGUGGAUGCUCCACUUCCAGGUCAGACUCCAUCAGAAGCCACAGCUGAAGCUGCUGCAUCCUCUGCUGAGGCCACGGCGGGUCCCAGUUCAGAAGCAGGGGAGGAGGAGGCCAAGGAUGAGCUGACAGAAAUAUUCAAGAAGAUUCGGAGGAAAAGAGAGUUUCGUCCAGACCCACGAGCUGUCAUUGCCCUGAUGGAGAUGGGAUUUGAUGAAAAAGAAGUGGUAGAUGCACUGAGAGUAAACAACAACCAGCAGAAUGCAGCUUGUGAAUGGCUGCUGGGAGACAGAAAGCCUUCUCCAGAGGACUUAGAUAAGGGCAUUGACACCAAUAGCCCUCUCUUCCAAGCCAUCUUAGAAAACCCAGUGGUACAGUUAGGGCUAACCAACCCUAAAACUCUACUAGCCUUCGAGGAUAUGCUUGAAAACCCCUUGAACAGCACCCAGUGGAUGAACGACCCUGAGACUGGGCCUGUCAUGCUCCAGAUCUCCCGAAUCUUCCAGACGCUGAAUCGCACGUAGAGGGGACUGCCAGCCCACUGUGCCACCUCCUGCUGUCCCCCACCUCCCCCUCUCCUCCACGGGGGGGGUGCA